Molecule: messenger RNA, 935 nt
Organism: Synchiropus splendidus (mandarinfish)
Lineage: Eukaryota; Metazoa; Chordata; Actinopteri; Syngnathiformes; Callionymidae
Gene: her12
Product: hairy-related 12
Biological process (GO): regulation of neurogenesis; anterior/posterior pattern specification; regulation of transcription by RNA polymerase II
Cellular component (GO): nucleus
Molecular function (GO): RNA polymerase II cis-regulatory region sequence-specific DNA binding; protein dimerization activity; DNA-binding transcription factor activity, RNA polymerase II-specific
Source: RefSeq, a predicted model, not a curated record
AUGCUAAUGCAGGCCUAUAAAAGGAAGGGCAGCUCCAGCAGAGACAUCAGAGAUCACUGCUGCUUGGAGGUAAACUGCUCAGACAUGGCUCCCUGCUCCACCAACUACCACACAAGGAUUUCUGAGAGAGAUAACAUCAAAUUGAGGAAACCCAUUGUGGAGAAGAUGCGCAGAGACCGCAUCAACAGCUGCAUUGAGCAGCUCAAAGUCAUCCUGGAGAAGGAGUUCCACAAACAAGAGCCCAACUCCAAGCUGGAGAAAGCCGACAUCCUGGAGAUGACUGUCAGCUUCCUGAGGCAGCAGCUCCAGCCGGGCCUCAGUCCAUCCAGCGACUAUCACCGAGGCUUCUCCCACUGCUGGAAGGACUCCAUGCACUUCUUCUCCAACACAGAAGUCCACGUGGCUCCACUGCAGGGUCUCCAGCAGCAGCUCCAGAGCCACAGAGUGCCGUCCCCCAGCAUCAGACCCACCACACUUCAGGACAGCAGCAGUAGCAGAAGUCCAGUGUGGAGACCUUGGUAGAAGGAAGGACAGCGCUUUGACCUGAGGGGACUGGACGCUCCCUCACGAUGUAGGAAAUAUGAAUUUCCAGCCCGCUCAACAUGGUGGGAUUCCUUAUCAUCUCAUCAUAUUGAUGGACACAUUGUAAAAGCAAAGCCUACCACGUGAUGGUAGACUGCUCUGACUUGAAUGACAUGACAUUGUUUCUCUGUGUUUGAAGUGAUCCAAGAGAUGAUGCUUCUGUCAAAUUGUUGACUCCAGUGGAGUUUGCUUGUCGUAACCCUGUGACAUGAUUCUGUGUUAUACUGACAGCCCCUGUUGAGAAUAUUUCUCACCUGUAGCUUUGGCAAAAAUGUUGUGGAUGCUGAGGAUGUGUGAGAGGAUGUGCGUGUGACCCUGCGGAGGUUUAUAUUUUUACAUUUUUCUAUCCUAUG